ACAUUCGGCGCCUCAUACCGACGUACCGGUAUUUCAUUUGAAUCUGGUACAAUAAAUUCGUAGCCAAUAUCUGGAAUGUAGUAUUGCAAAUGUUGCUUGUAUCGUUCACUAUACUCUACUGCUAUCCGUCAUGGCUUCAUGAAUGUGCAAAAUAUUAAUCCUGAAUAGUAUUUUGUCGUGAUAAUGAAACUAUUUUCUUCCUGAUUCUUGACGACGCGCCCGUAUCCUAUCCGGCUACAGUGCAGUGCAGUACGUUGUCAAUCGAGCUCGCAAGCGAUUCCCCGGCCCGUCCAAGCAACCUCCGAUCCAGUGAAAACCAUCCUCUAAAACGAAUGUGACUGACUCUUAUACAUAGGACAGGAAAUGCCUACAUAUCACAGAAUGGCAAACGGAGCUGAGUCAACGGAUAUCAAAUACCAGCGAAUGAAAUCACCUACUGGGGAUGGCUACACUGCUUUACAGUUCAAGAAGCGACCUGUCAAGAUCCCGUGGAGAUCCAUAACCGUAGCCAUUGUUCUCUUCAUACUUGGCUCUGCCCUGCUAUGCGUCGGAGCCCUCCUUCUCUCAGGUCACAUCUCCAGCAAGUACAACGAUCGUCUGUGGCCCAUCAUGAUCCUGGGUGUCCUACUCUUUGUACCAGGGGCCUAUCAUGUUCGACUGGCUUGCUAUGCUUACAAGGGCUACAAAGGCUAUUCCUUUGAAGACAUACCAGAUUAUGAGGACUGAUGAACUGCACACGCCCUGUAUUGAACCCCCUCAUGUGCCUCCAAAUUUCUUCCUAUCAUUCCUGCUAUCUUUUUCACAAAUACACAGUAAAAACUGAAAACUUCUGAAGAAGUCUGUGGCAGGAGGAUACCAUUCUAGACUUCGCCAGUAGAGGUUCUGCACCCUGGACCUACUCUACUCAAACUCAGUCAUAACAAAUAGUUGAUAUGUUUGUGUCUUUUGACUAUAUUUACUAAUAAUGAAUCAGUGCUUGUGGUAAUUUCACCACCAUUCCCUCAGGCAUUCUUUCAAUCUUACUUUUUAUUUUCUUAUUUUCAUACAUUACCUUUUUCCAUACUCUAAACCUGGGUUAAACUUAUUCCAAUGUUGAUGUAAAAUUUAUUUUGGGUCUAAUGAGAUACUCUAUCAUUUUGUAAAUGAGAUAUAUUUAUCAGUCAAACCAAAUAAACCUCCUCAAGGAUUGAAUCUAAAAAUUCAAUCCUUGUAUUUCUUAUGUUUUACCCGACUAAUGGUUUCAUGUUAGUACAAGCAUCGAUGUUGAUCUUGUUUGAGAAAGGGGUAUAAGAAUAAUAGGGUAGAGUUUCGUUUUGCUACCCAUUUUUAAAUAUGCAUAUCACAUUUCAAAGUUAAACUUGAGUUUAGAAUAAAGAUCUCUAACUUUGUGUUUUUUAACUUACACUUUGUAACUAUGUGCUAGUUACAUGUCAUGUUUUUCUCUCUGAAAUUCUUGAGGUAAGGCAGGUAAAGUAUUUUUAAGCUGAACAAAAAAUGAAGGCAAUUUUUCCAUGGUAAUCAUUUAGAAAUAUUAUCAAUGAUUCAUCUUACAAACCAUACAUUUAUUUAUUUUUGCAGGGUAUUUAUUUUCGUUAUGAAUAUACUACUCUUCCAUUCAACCCUUUUCCCUUCAUUCAACAAUUGAUGUUUUCAUUCAUCAAGGUUUACUGGUCAAGUGUUUUCACCAUGUACAUUUGAAACAAUGUGUAGUAUGUGUACCAAAAUCUACUUAAUUCUGUAAAAUUUGGCAUUUAUAAAAACUUUUGUUUCAAAUUCUAACAAUAAUGUGAAGAGAUGAAAAUUUGAAAGCAGUCAUGCUAAAAAAUGCUUAUAAUAACCAAAAUGAAUAAAUAAGCAUGUGUUGUAUAUUAUACUUUGAAAUUGCUGAGCAAUCACACAUUUUUCUAUCAGGAUCUACACAUUCAAAUACCAGUAUUUUGUCAUAUUGGGGGUGGGGGGAUGGGAGUAUUUAUUUUGUGAUCAUUGCCACAAAUGGAAUGUAUUUUGAGCAUAUUCUCAUUUUGGCCCUUUUUGGACCUUCUUUGGAGAUUUCCCCUGACUUUGAUUAUAUUCUUCUUCUUUCAGUGAAGUGUGUUUCAAGAUACUGUAGAAAUCCAUUUGGUAAAUAUACUACUCUUCAAUUCAAUCCUUUUUUCCUUCAUUCAUUUUAACAAUUAAUUUUUUCAUUCAUCGAGGUUUACUGGUCAAGUGUUUUCACCAUGUUGAGGAAUGACUUUUCAGUAUAGCCCUCCACAUUAUUUCUUUUUAUUGGUACAAAUUACAUGUACAAUCAGCAUAUUUUGUGUACAUAUAGAUGAUGUCUUUUUCCAGAUGGAAUGUUAUUCUUUAUUAUGAAAUGUUCAUAAACACUGAAUUCAUCCAGAGUUAAUUUUCAUGCCAACACCAUGGGGUUAGUGUAAGAAUCCAUAUCAUUAUUUAGAAAAUAUUUUAUGAGCAAUACGACUUUGUGAAUAUUUAUUGAUAUUAUUUAUUCAUACGUGUAGAUGAAUUUAUAUUAUGCAGUCGAGUACAGAAGGAAAAGAAUAUACUUAUGUUUGUACUGCCAUAGAAUCCAUGUGAUCAAGAUCACUUCUCUUUGAAAUAGAUUAGCUUUUGCACAAUGUGAAUCAUUGGGUAGUGGUCCUUAUUCAUUGGUCCAUAUUCUCGACUCUGGUUUAAUUGAAACCAUGGUCUCCAGGCUAGAAUUAAAGGCCUGGUCCCACUGGCCGACGGACACAAAACGUACUCAUAACGGAUACAGCGAACAAGCAAAAUUUCAGGGUGGCUCCAUCUGUUUUCAUCCGCUCCACACAAUGGACAAAAUGGGCGAACAAUGAAAUCACAGUGGACGGAUGCUCGAUGGAUAUAGAGCGUAUGAAGCACAUAUGCAGAGUACACAUCAGAUACAUAACGUUUUCCAAUGGAUGGCAAGAUUCUUUUCCGUUUUACAUCCUCCCUGCAUUGGUAAGUGUAGUGGGACCAAGCCUGAAGAAGCUAAGUGUUUGAUUUGCCUUGCAUUAUCUUUAUGAUUUUUUUUUUUUCUCAUUUUUUUCAUAUAGAUGAAUAUUUUAUAUAUCAUUUCUAGGACAGGUUUUAGUUUGUUCUUUUGUAAGGCAAAAUGUGAUAAGUUGAUCAUCUGAAUAUAGAGAUUUGUGUCACAUUUGGCUCCCCAUGGUUAACACAUAGAUUUAAGUUUAUUAUGAGUUCAGAAUGUGGACCAUUAUUAAUCCAGGCUUUUUCUUGGUAAUCUGAGUGAGAAUGGGAUUGACUUGUGAAAGCUGGAAAAGCUAAUGCGUUAUUCUGUGAUGGCUGAUGUUAGUAUGAAAAUUGUGUUUGUGUGUAAAAAAAUGAAACACAAUGAUGACAUUGGAAGUUGACAAAACAUUCUAGUGUGUUUAAUGUUGGAUUUUCAAAUCACACUAGAACACCCGAGAGUGUGACUUAAAAGAGUCGCACUAACUUUCCAGUUGCAUGCUGUAUAAAAGGCAUCACCACUUUGGUCAAAUUAUGCUAAGAGGAUGCCCGUUACCGUGUAUUAAUCAAUAAGAUUGCACGUUACAUACCAUGUGCAAUUCAGCACUAGGCAUGACUCUAAGUCAUACUUAACUCCUUGUGAAACAUCAACCCUGUUUUUUUUAUAUGAAUGAUUAGAAACUUAUGGGCAGAAACAAAACCCCAAAAGUGGAAGGGGAUUCAAAACCCUGAUUAUCCAAAGACUAAGAGCAUCCAUUUUUCAAGCACAUGGCAGCAUUAUUAUACACCUGAAAUGUAUUUGAGUAUGUCUAGUAAUCAGCACUUCUCAAUUAAUGGUUUGGGAAUCUAUUAUGUUGGCCAUGGGAUAUCGAAUUUAAGUUUUGUUUUAUCAAAAAAUGUAACAUAACAAACGCAAUUGAAAAAAAAGAAUAAAGACUCAAACAAUUUAAAAAAAUUUGGCAAGCUUGAAUUUGGCUCCUACAUAGCAAUACAUGUAGGUGGCAUACGUGUAGUGGACAGAGGAAACAGUCAACUUAUAUAUUUAUAGAAGACUGACUAGAUCAAGAUGAACUGCAUUCUCAUUCAUAUUUCAUGUCAUACAUGGGUCUCAAAAUUCAGAAGCAAAAUUAAAAAAUUGAGAAGUGCUGAAGAUGAAUUGUUCAUUUGUAUAAUUUUUGUGUCAGAGAAAAUGUUCUAGAUAAUAUAUACAUGAAAUUUCUGACCAUUGUGUAUUUUUUUAUAUGAUCAGAAAUCUAAUAAAAUAAUAGAUCUUCAUAACAAUA
Lytechinus pictus (painted urchin) is the source of this 4256-nucleotide messenger RNA. Its product is annotated as transmembrane protein 230-like. Lineage: Eukaryota; Metazoa; Echinodermata; Echinoidea; Temnopleuroida; Toxopneustidae. Gene Ontology annotation, cellular component: synaptic vesicle; endomembrane system. Bases 364 to 726 code for a protein of 120 amino acids. The record is from RefSeq and is a predicted model, not a curated record. The transcript has 3 exons. Gene Ontology annotation, biological process: synaptic vesicle transport.